AUGUCUGCCCCGGAGACUUUCGAGUUCCAGGCUGAGAUCUCUCAGCUCCUGUCUCUCAUCAUCAACACCGUCUACUCAAACAAGGAGAUCUUCCUGCGUGAACUUGUUUCCAACGCCUCCGAUGCUUUGGACAAGAUCCGCUAUGAGUCCCUCUCCGACCCCAGCAAGCUCGACUCGGGCAAGGACCUGAGGAUCGACAUCAUCCCCGACAAGGAGAACAAGACCCUCACCAUCCGCGAUACCGGUAUUGGUUUCACCAAGGCUGACCUCGUCAACAACCUCGGUACCAUUGCCCGCUCCGGCACCAAGCAGUUCAUGGAGGCCCUCACCGCCGGUGCCGACAUCUCCAUGAUCGGUCAGUUCGGUGUUGGUUUCUACUCUGCCUACCUCGUCGCCGACAAGGUCACCGUCGUCUCCAAGCACAACGACGACGAGCAGUACAUCUGGGAGUCGUCCGCCGGCGGCACCUUCUCCAUCAUUCCCGACACCGAGGGUGAGCCCCUUGGCCGCGGUACCAAGAUCAUCCUUCACCUGAAGGACGAGCAGACCGACUACCUCAACGAGGCCAAGGUCAAGGAGGUCAUCAAGAAGCACUCCGAGUUCAUCUCCUACCCCAUCUACCUCCACGUCACCAAGGAGACCGAGAAGGAGGUCCCCGAUGAGGAGGCCGAGGAGACCACCGAGGAGGGCGACGACAAGAAGCCCAAGAUCGAGGAGGUCGACGACGAGGAGGAGGAGAAGAAGCCCAAGACCAAGAAGGUCAAGGAGACCUCCAUCGAGGAGGAGGAGCUCAACAAGCAGAAGCCCAUCUGGACCCGCAACCCCCAGGACAUCCAGCAGGAGGAGUACGCUUCCUUCUACAAGUCCCUCUCCAACGACUGGGAGGACCACCUUGCCGUCAAGCACUUCUCCGUCGAGGGUCAGCUCGAGUUCCGCGCCAUCCUCUUCGUCCCCAAGCGCGCUCCCUUCGACCUGUUCGAGACCAAGAAGACCAAGAACAACAUCAAGCUCUACGUCCGCCGCGUCUUCAUCACCGACGAUGCCACCGACCUCGUCCCCGAGUGGCUCGGCUUCGUCAAGGGUGUUGUCGACUCUGAGGACCUUCCUCUCAACCUGUCCCGUGAGACUCUCCAGCAGAACAAGAUCAUGAAGGUCAUCAAGAAGAACAUCGUCAAGAAGUCUCUUGAGCUCUUCCAGGAGAUCGCCGAGGACAAGGAGCAGUUCGACAAGUUCUACUCUGCCUUCUCCAAGAACCUCAAGCUCGGUAUCCACGAGGACUCCCAGAACCGCAACAUCCUUGCCAAGCUCCUCCGCUACCAGACCACCAAGUCUGGCGAUGAGCUCACCUCCCUCUCUGACUACGUUACUCGCAUGCCCGAGGUCCAGAAGAACAUCUACUACAUCACCGGCGAGUCCAUCAAGGCCGUCACCAAGUCCCCCUUCCUUGACUCCCUCAAGGAGAAGAACUUCGAGGUUCUCUUCCUCGUUGACCCCAUUGACGAGUACGCCAUGACUCAGCUCAAGGAGUUCGAGGGCAAGAAGCUCGUCGAUAUCACCAAGGACUUCGAGCUCGAGGAGACCGAGGAGGAGAAGGAGCAGCGCGAGAAGGAGGAGAAGGAGUACGAGGGUCUUGCCAAGUCCCUCAAGAACGUCCUCGGCGACAAGGUCGAGAAGGUCGUCGUCUCCCACAAGCUCGUCGGUGCUCCUUGCGCCAUCCGUACCGGCCAGUUCGGUUGGUCCGCCAACAUGGAGCGUAUCAUGAAGGCCCAGGCCCUCCGUGACACCUCCAUGUCCUCGUACAUGUCUUCCAAGAAGACCUUCGAGAUCUCCCCCAAGAGCCCCAUCAUCCAGGAGCUCAAGAACAAGGUCGAGAACGACGGCGAGAACGACCGCACCGUCAAGUCCAUCGUUCAGCUUCUGUUCGAGACCUCUCUGCUUGUCUCUGGCUUCACCAUUGACGAGCCCGCCAGCUUUGCCGAGCGCAUUCACAAGCUCGUCCAGCUCGGCCUCAACAUCGAUGAGCAGGAGGAGAAGACCGAGGGUGCUCCCGCCGCCGACGCGCCCGCCGUCGAGACCGGUGACAGCGCCAUGGAGGAGGUUGACUAA
Molecule: messenger RNA, 2106 nt
Organism: Colletotrichum karsti
Lineage: Eukaryota; Fungi; Ascomycota; Sordariomycetes; Glomerellales; Glomerellaceae
Exons: 2
Coding region: 1-2106 (701 amino acids)
Biological process (GO): protein stabilization; protein folding; cellular response to heat
Cellular component (GO): perinuclear region of cytoplasm; cytosol; plasma membrane
Molecular function (GO): ATP-dependent protein folding chaperone; ATP hydrolysis activity; ATP binding
Source: RefSeq, a predicted model, not a curated record